AUGGGCACGCACCCGAACGGUCCCUCGCACCUCUUUGGCUCCCCCUCGACCUCGAUACUCCUUCUCGACUCGCCGGCGGCACACUCGCAGUGUCCGUCGCGAAGAAAUAGCCAAACACUAAACAUCUGCCGUUCCUCUUCAAGAUCCUCCCCAUCGAGAAGGCGUUGCUGCUGCAAGGACACCCCGACAAGGCUGUCGCCGAACGUCUACGGGCACAGGAUCCAGACCAGGCACCGGACGAUCACCACAAGCAGAGACUGCGCAGCAAUCGGCAAGCCGCUAGGCGCAGGUGACGACGCGCUCUUGCUGGGAGACGUGGACACGGCGUUCACUAGUUUUGUCGGGUUUCACUCGCUCGCGGAGAUUCAGCAGGCAUUGCAAGGGAUGCUGGAGCUGCGGCGCACGGUGGGCAAUGAGGGACACGUGCGUGCGUUCUCGGAAUUCAUGAAUCUCGGCUGCGUUCUGGUGCGAGCGCCAACACUCGUGAAAGCUUAG
Sparassis crispa is the source of this 495-nucleotide messenger RNA. RefSeq lists its product as hypothetical. Bases 1 to 495 code for a protein of 164 amino acids. The record is from RefSeq and is a predicted model, not a curated record. Lineage: Eukaryota; Fungi; Basidiomycota; Agaricomycetes; Polyporales; Sparassidaceae. The transcript has a single exon.